Molecule: messenger RNA, 5223 nt
Organism: Peronospora belbahrii
Lineage: Eukaryota; Oomycota; Peronosporomycetes; Peronosporales; Peronosporaceae
Source: the annotation of a GenBank genome assembly
AUGGACUGGGACCCCAUGGCAACGCAUACAGAUGGCUACAUCUGUCCACCCUGUCCAGUAUUUUAUCCAACAAGUGAAGAAUUUCAGCAUCCGUUGAAAUAUAUUUCAAGCAUCCGUCACAUUGGAAUGCGAGCUGGUAUUUGCAAAAUUGUACCACCACAAGGUUGGCGUCCACCAUUUGCCAUUAAUGAAAAGAUGUUUCGUUUUCGAACACGUGUACAGCAAUUGAAUUGCAUCGAAGGACAUUCGAGAGCAGAAGGACUGUUUGUCGAAGCACUUCGACUGUUUUUAUAUCAACGAGGUGAACCCAUGAAGGAAUUACCACGUGCUGAUGGUCAGUUGAUCAAUUUAUAUAUGCUGUAUAAGACGGUGGUGUUAUUUGGAGGAUUUGACGCAGUUUGUGCGAACGACCAGUGGAACCAUGUUGUACGUCGAGUGGGGCGAACGAAAUUGGCAAGUGAGCCUUCUGAAAAGCUAUGCAAAAUUUAUAAGACACAUUAUGAGACGUCGCUACUUGCUUACGAGAAGGAAAAGCAAAGUCAUGAAAGCAGUAGUAGCAGUCGUCAUAUUCGAUCAGAGACGAAGGAAAAGGUGAAGCUCGAAGAGAUCCAAGCCACACCUUCUGGAAAAGGCACGUCUGGUGAUAGUAAGGUGACUCCAUCACCUCGAACUCGAACUUUUAGUGGAACAAAGCGUUUAACGUCCACAAAGCGAUACGAGGAUAAUACAGAAGAAUCUGAUGCACGCGUGAAGCGUACAUUGUUUUCGGAAGGCGGACACACGAGCAGCGAAGAGAAUGACAAUCGCUCCAUUACUUUUCCGAAAGACGAAAGUGAGCAACAAGAGCAUAAGCGAAAGAUUUGGCAGCGCAGCCUUGAGCCUGAAUCAUUAAAACCGUCCGACACUCGCAGCGUGCGACUUGGCGCUCCAGAAAUUCGUGUAGGACAAAAGUUCUACCGUUUUUUUCCUGAGACAGGAGCUGUGAUAGCGGAAGUAAAGCGUAUAUUUAGUGGCAAGAAACCGCACGUUGUUGUGCGUUACUUGGAGGAUGGCUCGAAUGACGAUAUUGAGAUGUCUACUGUGGAAAUCUUUAUCGCCAACGGCUGGGAUGCAAAAGCUGCUGAGCUUGCGUACAAUAGCGAAAUUUGUCAGGUUUGUCUACGUGGUGAUUGUUGGGACAAAAUGUUGCUUUGUGAUGGCUGCAACAGUGGACAGCAUCUCUUUUGUUUGGAAGAGCCGUUGGCUGCGGUGCCUACAGGUGACUGGUAUUGCAAAGCAUGUGUAAAAGAUGCAACGGACCCAGAUAAAAGCAAAGCGAAUCCCAAGUUUGGGUUUGAUAUGGGAGCAGAGAUCAGCAUGGCAGACUAUAAGGAACGUGCUGAUGCUUGGAAAAGGAAGUAUUUUUCGUUGUCAUCUGAUGUCGAUCCGGACAAAGCAAUCAGCGUCCGAGAUGUAGAAAAGGAGUACUGGAAGUUGCUGAGUAUUCCCGUUCAUGAGCAGCGGGUUGAGGUGCAGUAUGGCAGUGAUGUCGAUACUGGUUCUAAUGGAAGCGGAUUUCCUCGGUCGGAUUUGUACAUGAAGAAUUUGCGCACAGUAUCAAAGCGCUGGAAAAACCUGACGACCAAGACAAAGAGCGAAUACGUUCGUCAGCUGAGCGAGUUUUUCUCGCAUGGGCUGCGCGAGAAUAUGUCAACGAGAGCUGGAGGAGAGAAUCCAGAGUUUGAUUCGGUGGAGUCGCUGGAGGAGUUGCUGCAACGGUACGCGCAGGACGAUUGGAACUUGAACAACAUGCCCAAGCUGCCUGGAUCCGUGCUUCAGCACUUGGAUGAGGACAUUAAAGGUGUUAUGGUACCGUGGUUGUAUGCAGGAAUGUGUUUCUCCACUUUUUGCUGGCACGUGGAGGACCAUAAUUUCUACAGCACGAGCUAUUUGCACUGCGGUGCACCGAAGACGUGGUACGGUAUUCCAUGUGCCAGCGCUGAGCAUUUUGAACGCACCAUGAAGGAACUUACACCCGAGCUUUUUGGGAGUCAACCAGACUUGCAUAUGCAACUGGUGACGAUGUUUUCACCCAAGACCUUGCGAGAGCACGGCGUACCUGUAUACCGUGCUACACAUCGCCCAAAUGAGUUCAUUGUUACUUUUCCGUCGGCAUACCACGCUGGAUUCAACAAUGGGUUCAACUGCGCUGAAGCAGUAAACUUUGCUACUGUGGACUGGUUGCCAUGGGGUGCAAAGUCGUUACGUAAGUAUCGAGAGUUCCGCAAGCUCCCUGUGUUCUGUCAUGAAGCACUUGUUUGUACUUUAGUUGAGACCCUCGUGGAUAGCAGUACCUUUGACUAUGAGCACACCGAGUCGUUCUUGCUUCCAGCGGUUGAACAGUUGCUGCAGGAUUAUCUCGAAUUCCAACGGCGCAUUGGCGACACAAACAGUGAGAUGCAAGUGUUAAAGCGCGAGCUCAUGGCUGAUUUCGAUGGACGAGGAGGCGCUGGUGCAAGUGACCCUGAAGUCACUUCGAAGUCUUCGUUGAGACGUGGCAUGGUAGCUCGAUCGUGCAACAGACCUUCAAAGAUGGGAGGCAACGCAUUGUCACAAGGCAGCAGAGGGUCUAAGAUGAUGAUGAAGAUGACAGCUUCUGAGACGUCGAUGCGCUCUAAUAGGAUGGUAUUGUGGGCAGGACGCUCGGGGAAAAAUCAGGGCCUUCGCUGCGUCACUUGUAAGCAAUACUGCUAUCUUCAAGCCGUUAUGUGUACAAGGUGCCGUCCACCGCAUGGGAGUAGCAGUGAUUCAACAGUUGGUUGUUUGGAGCACUAUCCGACAAUGUGCAAGUGCAAGGAUCCCGACAAUUUUGUGUAUUUGUACCGCGUUGAAGCUACGCGUCUUGAAGAAUUGAUUAGUAGUUUGCGAAGACGGUUGCAAAGUGUCCGCACAUGGAACAAAGAGUGCGAUACCGUGAUGCAGUAUGCGAGAGGGCCUGGCAACUCUCCUUUUGCAACGAAGGCAACAGUGUCCGACUUAAAACGAUUGCUAUCGCGUGGCAAAUCUUGCGGUGGUGCAGACCGCAAACGUAUAGAUUCAUUGGAACUUGCGAUAUCUGAUGUUGAGCAAUGGGACACUCAUGCUGACCAGCUACUAACUGCGAUUGAGUCCGAACGCCAGGUGCAUCUCAACCUUUGUGAAUUUGAGUCACUGUUGGCAGAUGCGGAGAAUUUGCUCGUUGAGCCUGCAGCAGUUGGAAAGCUUCAGGAGGUUGUGAACGAGUGGCGUGCAAUUCGAAAGAACGCUACUAUGAUGCUUAAGUUGGUAAACGAUAUUUCACGCGAUGAGAUUUCGAGAAAUACUUCAUCUAGAGCUGCUUCCACAGAUACUGCAUCAAUUAUUCAGUUGUUGGGCGCUCCCAACAUGUUGCUUCACGGCAUUGUGCAUUUUGGAAAGCUCUCUACGGCUAUCAAUAAUGUGAGCAACCGCCUGCGUGCGAAGAAAGAAAAUGAUGUAGCUGGUAGCUUGCGGAAUCAGCUUGCACGUGCACAGCGAUACUUGGAAGUGCUUUGCAAGGUGAACGUUCUGUCUGCCACUAUUGUAGAAAGGUUUCAAGGUAGCAAUGCCAUGGGUGCACCGACGCAAGUACAAGUUGAACGAGUGUUGAAUGAAGUAAGCGAAUUGGGCGUAGCAACACCAGAAGCUAUUUCAAAUGCUGUGGUGCUGCGAAAGCUGCUUGCAGGAACUGAAGCCGAUGCAGCAGAUGUGAACGAAGCGCUCAGUGAUCGUUCAAAGAGUAUGGAAGAACUAGAGGUGCUGCUUUGGCGUGCAAGGGCUUUACCUAUUCCGCCCAAGAAUGCAGAGGAACUCGACGAGCGGCUAAAGAAAUGCAGGUUAUGGGAACAUCGUGCCCAACAAAUUAUGGCUGUUGUCUUUGGAUCUACUGGAGCUUCUUUAGAUCAUAAGUCGAUUGUGAAGCGGCCUUCACUUGAUGAGGUAGAAAGCUUAUACGCCGACGCUGAUGAACACUUUGUCCCUAGUACAUCUCUACUCCGUCGACAAGUGCACUCACGUUUGCAAGACUGCCGUCGAUGGUACGACGCCGUUCACGCGUUGUUUCUGCGGCCUUCGAAUAGCCAUCUGCCUCUUAGUCAGUUUUUGCAGACUGCGUUGUGCAAGGUGCAGCAGCAAGUAUUACAGAGCUCAAGCCAGGCAUUGCGGUUGCAUUCACAGUUGCACUGCGUCUGUGAGCAGGUACUUAGUGAGCGAGCUCAGGUCGUGUCUUGCCAACGUUGCCAAUACUACUUCCACCCUCAGUGCGUGCCGGAGUUGACAUCAUAUCACCCAAAGGAUGUUUUCCUUUGUGGGACUUGUCAUCCACCUCAGCGAAAACGUGCAAGUCGUAACUCACGAACUAACGAGUCGCCACAGAUUUUCUGCGUCUGCCGUGGUGGCGAUCAAGCACCCAUGAUCUGCUGUGACUUUUGCGAUGAAUGGUACCAUGCUGCGUGCGUGGACCUUAUGCCAGGCGAGCUUGACCGUAUCGAUGCAUUUCGCUGUCCACGUUGUUCUCGUCGGCAGAACCUCUACUACAUGGACAAGAAGCUUUUGCGUCGCGAGUGUUUGGGAAGACGACCUGCACUUGCUAGAGUGGAGAGCUUUUUGGCGCAGAUGCAGACUCAAUUGGUGGCGUGUCCUCCAGGAGCACACGAGCUGAUUGCUUAUGUGGACGCUGUAAAGGGAGUGGAAUCUGAAGUCAACGAAUUCGUCCGCGACUUUGCAUUGCGAGCGUUUUUGCCCAGUCUGUUUGCCACACCAAAGUAUAUGCAGAUCCAGGAGGCUGCAGUGAUUCAGCUCAUGGAGCGGCUAACGAGCUUGGAAGUUGGUCUGGAGAUGGCACAAACUCGGUUAGGGGCUGUGCACUGGUGCUUGCGAGCAUGUGCACUUGUUUUUGGUCCUAAUCAACGAGCGCCGAAAUAUGCCCACUUGGCCGCAUUACUGCAAGAUACGAAGAGACAAGAGCCUGGUUUCGUAUUGCCUCGUGAGGAAUACCGACUCAUGCAACGAACGAUUGCAGAACGAGUGGAUAAAGCAGCGCAAUGGUUACGUGCGGCCAAGACACUCGAGGUUGAAGAGUGGAACAUUGAGAAAGCGCGUCGUUUGCAACAUGAGGCUACUGAGCUGGGCGCUUUUUUUAGAGCUGCCAGCGACGGAACUGCAGUUUGUCCAAAAUAUAGUAGCUAG